This is a messenger RNA of Homarus americanus (American lobster), 4948 nucleotides long. RefSeq lists its product as uncharacterized. Bases 917 to 1768 code for a protein of 283 amino acids. The transcript is spliced from 5 exons. NCBI's taxonomy places the organism in Eukaryota, Metazoa, Arthropoda, Malacostraca, Decapoda, Nephropidae. The record is from RefSeq and is a predicted model, not a curated record.
CCAGUAACACUGUUAGUUCUCCAGCAGUGAAUAGGGGAGAAACACCGAUUCUACUUUCUGGGAAAUUAAGUGGGUUCUAGACUCUGUGGCUUAGAAGGAAAAACGUAUCAUGUGUACUUUAUGAAAGCUUGUAUUAACAAGAGAAAAUUCUUUUGAGUCUCGCUGUCAGUGAAGUGAAAGUAGUCGAUUGUUAUUCAGGUGGUGAGUCAGUGAUAAAGAGUGGAGGGAGAGGAGCAGCAGCACCUGGACGUGGGGUCCUGCAGGAUAAACCUGUGGAGGAGGAUCCUAGAGUCUGUAGCCAGUCGGGGACACCAUAUAAGGAUGAACUUUACCGCCAUGAAGCAGCAAGACGGAUAUUCCUGGGACAUAUCCCAGAGGGUGAUGCUGUGAAACGCUUUCUUCACCACACUUGUAUUUAAGACAAUACUGUACAGUACACAAAGUGUGUGUGUGUGUAUGGUGUUUGCCGCCCGCUCACGCACACAAAAACGGCUACGACUAGUCCUACAACCAAAACUAUCCUCAUACUAGCUCCAGACUACUCUCCUGCUAUAUAUACAACCUCUACAGUACUACUAUCCCACCUACUACCACUACUACUGCUACUAUCUUACAAUCACUACAUCCUCCAUUUCAUCUACUACUACUGUACUAUUCUUCUACCAGCCCAGCAUUCACCAUCACAUUUUAAGGAAUAAAUCCAUCCCCACCCAUCAGCCCUCCUUCCCACCUACCAGUCCUCGUUUCCACUCACUAGCCUCAUUCCCACCUAUCAGCCCUCAUUCCCACCCACCAGCCCUCAUUCCCACCUAUCAGCCCUCAUUCCCACCCACCAUCUCCAACCACUAGCCCCAUUCCCACCCAUCAGCUCCCAUUCCUACUCACUGAGCCAACCAGCCUCACUCCCACAUCCAACAUGAGUCUGGAGAGGUUGGGUCCAUCGUCGCGGUAUGUGGACUACACACAGCCAGGGCCCAGCGGCUACCAGGCACCCUCCGUCAGCAGCUAUGAGUACGCUCCUGAGAGGCCGCCCAGGAGGGAGCGGAGUAGGUCCAGGGACAGGGAUUCUUCCUCCAGGAAUGGCUACGCAAGCAGGGAGGUAUACUAUAACCCUGGCUUGGUGGUGGAGCGCGCACCAAGUGAUCGGGCAGAGAGUGAAUUCACUGUUAGGAAUGAGGCGGUGAUCAACCCACAGCUGGAGGAGGAACGGCGGGCAGCAUCAAGGGCAGCAUCAGAGAUAUACGCCUCCACAAGGAUCCCCAGACCUCACUCCGAGAUCAGUCAAUAUACAUACCGGAGUGGUGGAGGCCAUAGUGACAAGGUGAGCGUGAAAACCAAAACAACAAGAGGCGGGAAGUUGGUGAUGGAAACAAUGACAGCACCUCACCCCUGCUGCCCCAACACCAAGAGUGUCUGCUGCCUUAUGGUCCUCCUCAACCUAGGCCUCCUCCUCAUUACCCUUGGCUUUGUUGUUGUUCUUCAGCUCUACGAUCCUGCCUUUGUCUGGUACAUCGGAUUGUGUAUGCUCAUCUUUGGCUUCAUGGUGCUCUUUGGCUCCCUCAUCUACUGUGUGUUUGUGUGCCGGGAGAUAGAGAAGAAGCGACCACCCCCCGGAGAGCUCUACUGGACCAACCACUGGACCAAGCAGCUCAACAUGCCUGAGAUACAUUACACAAAUACACAGUAUAAGCCAGCAGAUUACAAAGGGUCUGAGUUCUCCUUUAAGACUGAGCCAAGUAGAACAACAGCCACCAGCCAGAGGUACUGAGGUAUCAUGUAUUAUGUGAGACUUAGGCCUUGUGGAUUGUGGCAGUGUUGAUGCAAUGUGAGAACACAUUUAGUGAUGAGACAUUAGAUAAUGAGUUAUUUUAGUCAUUACAUGUUAUGAGGCAUUUACACUUAUCAAAUGACCACUCCAGGUUGAUGGGAUAGUUUCCUUAGAUCUGGCAGAUAUUAAUACAAAUUUAAUGAAGCAUUAUUAGUACUCUAUACUUGUGAAGAGAUCAGAAAUACUCAUGUUUUAUUCUCUCUGACACUGAAAUAAUUCCUCAAGAAUAAGUCGACAAACUUUGGUGAAAACUGCAUGGUUUACACGAUAGAAGUAGCAAAUAUGUAAGAUCUGUUUUUCAUUCAAUGGUUACAAAGCCUUCAGAUAUGCCCUGUCAUUUACAAAGAGUAUUUGCAUUUUUGCAUUUAUGAUAAGUGCAAUACAGUUUGGGUGGAUGCAAAUAUUGUAUAGCAAGACCAUCUAUUGUCACUCAUAUAAGUUUGAUGAGCUUGAUGUAUUUUUCCUCUGGGAUAGACUUUAGAAGGACCUAUACUGUAUUUCCUUAAUUAACAAAACAAUUAAAUUAAAAAUAAAAGGAACAGGAGGGUGUUGCUUGUUGUAAAGUUAGUGUUUGAACUUGAAGAGGAUAGCAUGAUCAACCUGAGCAAAAACUGAACAAGAAAAUCACCCAACAGGCCAUAAUAUUAUUAGUUAUGGCUGAUGUGAGAAGUCAAACCAUUUUUGUAAAUCUAUGUAAAUAGACAUUAUUGAAAGAGCAACUGAAUUCUAAAUCUACCAGUUUGGCUACUCCUCGUAUAUAAGCAAAGGUAAUAUUUUUCUCGCAACUUAAUGCAUGUUGAGGAGAAGAUCCCUUGAAGAAGAACUACUAGUCAGAAAUGUUUGGAUCUUUGAGUCGUGUAUUAUUCCAGUUACCGGGACUUUUGAUGAUAAUCUUAAGUUAAUAAUAUUAUGGAUUAUAAUAACAAGACAUUUAAUACUUUAAGUUCAUUAAAAACUAAUCUUGAAAACAGAACAGCAAUUCUAAUAUUGAUGCAGUUUAUUAUAUCUCAACAUAACAGUACUCUGCAUUUUGUGCCAUAUUAAAUGUGUGAGUCUAGCAUUGGUUCCUUUUUCCUUUGCAUUCCUGAGAUUGUUAAAGUGUUAAACAGUGCUGGUGAUCAUAAGAAGUUUUCCAGAUCAGUGAUGCAUUUAAAUUAACUGUACUAUUUGAUGUAUACCAUAUACAUGUAUUCUAUAGUUGUUUAUUACAUUCUGUAAUUUAAAUUUACUGAGUGAAAUUAAUACUGUAUACAGAUAGACUGUGUUAGGUCUUAGAAAUUGUGGCAAGCGUUUAUAUUACCACUACCGGUACAUGUAUCAGUAGACUUGACUCAAUAAACUGGGUAAGGUAGUGAUGUUGGAGAACACAAACAUACAGUAAUUGGAAGCCUAAUGUAUCACCAAACUCUUAAUGUUGGUAUUCCAAACAAUUAUUAACUUUUUGGUUGAUAUCCAAUUUCUUCUUAUUCUUUGUUCAGAAUAUUUCUCGCAACAGAAGAUGUACAGCAAAGUACCUAACUGAUUGCUUGUAAAUAAGGCACUCACACGUCUAGAAAUAGCAUCAGUAUUUUGCUGAGACUGUACCUUAGCUAGAUAAGUUCAGUCAGCAUCAUUUAGAAGAAAAAAAAGUUAGGCACUGUGUAGACCUUUCCAAAGGUUCUCUAUCUUAAUGUUGUCUCCUAACUGGUGCUAACUCAACAAGUUUCAAUUGCUUCAUUCACUAGGCAUAUCUGAAAUAAGUAACAAUGAAAAUUUUUCAAAAUACAAAACUGUAUUUGACUAUUUUAUCCAUCGAAUCACUCUUUUGUAAAUUUACUAUACAAAGAAUGUGAGUUGUUCAUUUUUUGAUACUGCACUGCUACACUUUAUACAGGUAAUAAUGAAAACAUCAGAAAACAAGCACAGUGCAUUUAAAUAAAUUUUUUUUUACAUUUACUAAGCGAACUGGUAAAUGGAGUCAGCAUUAAAAAUAUGUGAUUCAUGACACUAGGAGCUGUUGUGGCAAAAUCUGUUUUACAAUCACAGCUCUGUAACCUACACCUGCAAUAUGUAUACUACUGUCAUGAUUUUUAUUGUCAUCUAAUGAGAGUCCAACUACAGUGCAGUGCUGACUUUAUCUUUACUUAAUACCAUUUAUCGCCACACUCACCCAAAGUAUAAAUGUUUACCAUCAGCUAUAUAAAGACUGAAUAGAGGUAAUUGGUAUUCAGUGAUAAAGAUAUACUGUAGCCUGUCAGUAGUUAAAUAUAAGUAACUUUUAGGUCUCUUGACAAAAAAGAAAACAAAAAUUACAGUAGAAGAACCUGUACAGUAUUGUAUUCCCCCACACAGGUACAGAUGACACACAUAAGAUAUUAUUUUUCCCAAGACUAUCAGUCCCUUUACUCCAUAAAAAAAGGGAAGGGGAAUUCAAAUAAUAAACAGUAUGUUAGCUGUUAAUUGCCUAUUACCUAUUACCUUUACCUUUUCUACCAAUACUACCUUAAUAUUUAUUAGUUUAUGUUAUGGUAAACAAAAUUAUAUGCAAGUAAAUACAAGAACACAGAUUAUGAUCAUGUGGAAAGCAUAUACUGUACGGUAGUUACUGUACUGUAUGUAUAAUGGCCACUGACAGGUGCUCAGUGUUAACUGGAUAUCUGGAUACAGUAUUAAUAUUCAGUUUUUAUUUUCUUUAAAAUAAACCAACUAAUCUAUGGGUGCAAUAUAUGUUCCAGUGAUUAAAAUAACAUUGAUAAAACUGAUUAAUGAAUUAUGAACCUAUUCCAAAAGUAUCCCUCAAUGUAUUAACAGUUUAUUUUAAGUGUCCAAAUAUAUACCUUGAAUAUCCAAAAGAAUGAUAAUGAUUACCUCCCCAUAACUCACACCUCUUCCCACUCCUCAUUCUUUCCUCUCUCUGGCCUCCUAUCUCAUCUCACACGUAAUUCCUCAUAUCCUACAUUCCCCAUCUACCUGUUCAAUACAAAGUUAAGAUUUGAUUUUGAAUAAAACAUUUUUUUAUGAAAUGGUGAAUGUAAAAUAUCACUAACCUGCCUCACCUUCAGAUGCUUAAAAUAAAACCAUCACCCUAACUAAUACCGUACAUUUAUACCAAUGCUUUUAUAUAAAAACUUGUCGAGUAAG